This is a messenger RNA of Trypanosoma conorhini, 315 nucleotides long. RefSeq lists its product as uncharacterized. The coding region runs from base 1 to 315 and encodes 104 amino acids. The transcript has a single exon. Lineage: Eukaryota; Euglenozoa; Kinetoplastea; Trypanosomatida; Trypanosomatidae. The record is from RefSeq and is a predicted model, not a curated record.
AUGCUUCGUCGCGCUGUUGGGCCACAGGCCUCGCGGAUUUUGGCGAGGACGUCGAGUUCGGUCCGCUGCUUCACCAACUAUGACCACAUGAAGUACCCUGUGGAUCGUCAGGCCUUUUUCUGUGUUCUUGGGUACUUUCUCGUGAUGUGGAUGAUUAUGGCGCGCACGGGCAGCCUCUUCACGAAGCGCUCGGAGUACAAGCGGGAAUACUUCCGCGUCUGGGUUCGUAAGCUCGGCACGGGCUACCAGUGGUCUGACGCAUGGGGACCGCAGAUGGACACGGUAUGGAAGAACGUCCCGGACCGCGUGGAGUAA